AUUACGUCACUCUGCAUCCGAACCUAGACCAGUCGCAGCCAUUUUACUCCGCGAAAUAAACUUCAAUCACACCUCUAGAGGAAAAAAAAACUAAAUACACAAGAUAAUUUCGCUGUCAUUCAUGGACAUCUCAUUGUAAACAGCACCUCGGACAGAUUCGCCGUUCAAGUCUUUGCAAUUCGAUUCCCAGUCAUCCAGGAGCUAGGAUAUCUACUUUUUUUUAACACAAAUGCUUUGACUUCAAACGGUUGUCUCCAUGGCUUAGUGUGACUCUUGGCAGCUACUAGCCCGGACGUCUCUUUCCGCCCCCCCCUACUGUCCUCUGCCACUACAGGUAGCGGCGAGACACAACUAAGGGGACGGUGACCAGAACCCCUGUUACUGGCCUCCCCUCCCGAGGCAAGAUGGAGCUCCAGGCGUCUCACGGGCAGCUAGGAGCAGAAGGGGAUUGCGAGAUGUCGAGUCUGCUGUUAGCCAGUCCCCAGAGCGAGGCGGUGACCCAUGAGCUGGAGGAACUGUCGCUGCAGCCACUGCCUCCGCUCAAUGAACGGAAAAACGGCCAGGACUCUCAGUCUCAGACAAUGGCCUGUUUGGAGGUAGAGACCCAAAGUGACUGCACUAGGUUCAGAGCAGUCCUGCAGUUGAGGCUUCAGCAAAGGCGAACCCGGGAGCAGCUGGUGGAACAGGGCAUCAUGCCACCUCUGAAGAGCCCGGCAGCUUUCCAUGGCCAGAUCCGCAGCUUGGAAAGAGCCAGGACCGAGAAUUUCCUCAAGCACAAGAUCCGCAGCCGUCCAGAGAGAGCAGAGCUGGUCAGGAUGCACAUCCUGCAAGAGACCGGAGCAGAACCCUCACUACAGGCCACCCAGAUGAGACUGAAGAGGGCCCGGCUGGCCGACAACCUGAACGAGAUGUUAGCCCAGAGACCCGGCCCCAUGGAGCUGGUGGAGAAAAACAUCCUUCCGGUGGAUUCCAGCGUUAAACAGGCCAUCAUCGUGGGUCAGGUGAAUUAUCCCAAAGUACUGGAUGAAGACAGCAGUGAUGCCCUGUCCCCAGAGCAGCCGGCCAGCCAGGAGUCUCAGAAUUCUGUCCCCUCUCCCAUGGAGAGCAAAGUGCCAGAGAUGCCCUCUCCAGCCCCAGCAGCAGCACCACCACCACCACCACCACCACCACCACCACUACCACCAACACCCACUACCAUGCUACAGGCCUUCCCAGUUGCUUCACAAGCAGCAACAGACUUUAUGAAAGCGAUGUCUACCAUUGAGCAGCCUGCCAGCCGCCCAGCUGUCACUCCUGCGCAGAUAUUCACCACAGCUGCUCCUUCCAAACCAGGCCCAACACUGGUGAAACAAAGCCAGCAGAAGUCUCCCUCAGAGAAAAGCCGCAGUAAGAAGGGCAAAGAGGCCAAGUCCAGGGUGAAAAAGCUCAAGUACCACCAGUAUGUUCCCCCAGACCAGAAGCAGGAAGCCAGUGAAGCGCCCAUGGACUCCUCUUAUGCCCGACUGCUGCAGCAACAGCAGUUGUUCCUCCAGCUGCAGAUCCUUAGCCAGCAGCAGCAGCACUACAACUACCAGACUAUAUUACCAGCACCACUUAAGGCUGUGGCCGAGGGUCAGAGCAGCAGCGCCGGCAGCCUGCCAACCUCCAUCGUGGUAUUGCCCAACGCUCCUCCACCCCCCGCCGUGACUCCGGCUCCGGGUCGUCCAAACAACUCGCUCUCAAACCGCAAGCCAGGAGUGUUGCCUGCCAACCUGGAGGAGAUGAAGGUGGCUGAGCUAAAACUGGAGCUAAAGCUGCGUGGCCUCCCUGUGUCAGGAACAAAGACCGAUCUGAUAGAAAAACUGAAGCCUUUCCAGGACAAUCACUGCACCUCUUCUCCUACCACCACCACAACCUUCUCCUCCAUCCCCAUGGAGGUCACCACCACCACUAAAACCCCCGCUAUAGUUUUUCCAGUCCAGCAAGUUGCUCCAGAGAGCAUUAACCACACACCGCCGGUCUCACCCAUUCCCGCUGAUCGCUCCACCCUCCAGCAGGAUGCAGGCAAGUCUGAGGCUGUAACACAGAUGGGGAGCUCAACUCUCCCGUCUUUCCACGUCCCGGAGGAAAAGGACAGGCGGCUCCAUGAGAAGGAGCAGCAGAUAGUGGAGUUGAUGAAGAAGCUGGAGCAGGAGCAGAGGUUGGUGGAGGUGCUGAAGAUGCAGCUUGAAGUGGAGAAGAGAGGCCAGGGAGGCUGCACCGCUGACUCUGCGUCUCCCAAACUCACUUCUGUACCGGCCAUGAAUCCUGUUCCCACCAUCCUGAACUCAAACGUAAUAAAAAUGGAGGGUGCAGUUCUGUCGAACUGUUCAUCCUCUACAGCUGCAAUCCCCAACUGUAUCCUGGGCUCGCAGACUCUCGCUCCCCUGCCAACAGUGGUCAAAUUGGAGGAUGUGACUGUUUCUUCUGUCAAGCCGCUCCAGCUCCAGACCCAAACCCAAACCCAGCUCAUCAACCAGAUCCAGCCCCAAGUACAGUCCCAAAUAACCAACAGCCCUCAGAUACUCUCCCAAUCACAGAGAAGUCUCAAGCUUCAGACCCAGCCACAGUCCCAACCUGCAGCCGCCAGCCUGCAGCAGUUCUUCAUCAGCCACCCAGGUGGGGUGUCCCAGGUGCUCGGUCAGCCUCAGACCUUAUUAACCACGACUGGCCAGGCUGGGAGGAUCCUCCUUCCAGUCUCACUACCCAAAAAUGCUACUGCAAUCCAGCUUCCAAGCUCCACUGUCAGCCUGCAGCCUGUUCUUCAGGCCACAGUCUCAAAUCCAGGUCUGGUCCAGGCCUCAGUUCCUCAGCUGCAAACCACUAAGAUGGAGACGGCACCCAACCAGCAGUUAACAAACCACAACCCAUUGCUACAGACUCUGACUAUGUGCAAUAACACCUUGGAGAACCAGACUAGGCCUGAGAUGAAUCCCCAGUGUUUCCUGAGGACCUCCCCAGAGAACAGGGUCUCCCCACGGGCUUCACCCAACAACAACAUCUCCAACGGACUCCUCAAUAAGUCUCCUCCUCCCCAGCCUACCUUCAUCCUUCAGCCCACCUCCCUUGUUACUCAGCCUCACAAGACUAGAGAGCCUCCCCGCUAUGAGGAGGCCAUCAAACAGAGCCGCAACUUGCACAGCAACAAUGUUUCCCAGGUUCCCACGGCAACCAGCCAACAAAUGGAUGACUUGUUUGACAUCCUUAUACAGAGCGGAGAAAUCACUCCAUUUAUCCAGCAGGACCCGCAUAUGUCUUUCACUAAGACGAUCCCAGUCACAGCGAGCAUCUCCACCCUGCCGGUCAACACCGCUCUCUCCCGACCGCCUCCACAGAUCCAGGUGGCUCCUCCGCCCGCCCCGAGCCCCAUCAUGGACCACAGCCUGCCCAGCCUCUCCUCGCUGGCCACAGACAAUCAGCUGGAAGCCUUCCUGGAGAACACACUGGCUGAAACGGCGCCAGCGUCGGACCCACGCACACAGGGCCUGAUGGAGGAGCUGCAGGCCCAGCUGAUGGAGCAACAGCCCUACUCUCCCAUGGACACAUCAGACCUGUCCUUCUGUGAUUCCUCCUCGCCGUCCUCGCUCAACAUGGGUCUGUCUGACCCAGGCCUGGACAACAUGGAGUGGCUGGACCUCACCAUGCCGCCAGGUCCCGCUGGGCCACUCACACCACUGGGGAUCCCAACGGACUUCCUGGAUACACAAGACCUGCAGCUGCACUGGGACUGACCGAGGGGUGGAUGACAGAAAAAGAAAGACGGUGUCCAGAGAGAGGCAGAGCAGGUCAGUCCGGACUCAGGAGUGAGAGAUUAAUGGAUAAAGAGAAGAAGAAAGGGAUUGGCAGCCAGAGAGAGGUUGGAUUUUAACAUGUUAAAUGAGGAGAAGACAUGGCAUUUCUGUGCCAUACCACUCUCACCAGUACAUCCAAACCAUCUGUAAUAUUCCCACUACACUACAGUAAGAGAUGCUGUACAGACAGUGCACUGAUUCAAGUUGAGCUACAAGCAGGAGUUUGCACAGCUUUAAAAGACACCCACUAAUGGCCGAACAACUACAAUAACGUCGUCACUAAAGGUGAUUGUGGUCCCCCAUCGUUUUAGUGAUAAAGAUUUUAAGCAGGCUAGGCUUUUACAGUGUCUGAUGUCAUGAUUUUAGUGAUCACAUGAUUACAGAGCGGAGGAGACGGAGCCAAACGAACACUGGUCGCUCAGACAGUUUGUAAACACUCUUUAAACCACACUAACACAGCUUAACUUUCCCUGGGACAGCACCGAUGGCUGGUAUUACCCGUUUAUUUCUACUGGAGGUUCUGCUGGUGGCGAACGCUGCGUUUAUUUUACUAUGUAAGCACAGUAACUAAAUGUAAAAGGGAGGUGGGGGUGUGAUGCAAAGGUGUUUGUUCCACUGAAGCAUACUGUGCCAUACUAGGUCAUUAAAGCUGGUCAUUACAACACAAUAACUGUGUCAUUCUUAAUGACAGCUCACAGGCUCCAGAUGAAAUCUAGUCGUAAUAAACAUAAAUUUAUAGGAGCUUAGAUUCGCAAUAAAAAUGCACACAAGGCUUGGCCUGGGACAUCAGUGCGUCAUAGUGUCAGUACUGACUCAGCCACUAACCACUUCACCCGGGGAAGCUUAGAUUAAACCGGUCCAAGUCUAAAGUGCUUGACAGUUUUUCCUUUAUGAUUGGAAGCCAGACGCGCUCAGUCAGUCACUGAGCUGAGUUUGAAAGGGAUUUCUAACCGAGAGGAGGCCAAUCCUCUGUUCACACUGCUCCAGACUACCACGUACUGUACGUUACACGUUUGCUGACUAAUCUGAUUUGUUGUAUCAGAUGUGACUGUUUUCUUCUGUUUUAUCACGACCCUGCGGUCAAGCUGACGAACCAAUGACUGUAAAGAACAAAGACUUCAGUCUGAUGACGAGAGGAGGAAGCUCCUCAAUCUGUGUGAGAGCUAUGCACUUAAGAGGCGGCGAGCUCUGGGGAUGCGCCUUAAUCACCUCAAAUCAAGGAAAUGUGAACUUUGCAUAUCCAAAGUAAUCGUUGAGAUGAAGUGAUCCGUACAGUUGUGAUGAACAUAAAGAUCAUGUGGCCAAUUGCUCCAGAGAUACUGCAGUUGUUGUCCGGGUAUCUUGUUUUGAAUGUAAUUUUGAAAAACAGGACUUUAUUCACAAAGUUGGCAGCUUUUUUUUUUUUUUUUUCUUCUUCCAAUAGUAAACUGACUAAUACAACGGUGGAAAGGGAACAAAUAUCAUUCAUGAGACAGGCAGACAAACAUCCCGAAUAGGUGUGAAGUGCAGUUAUUCAGAAUCAGAUGUCUUUGGAGAAGAUCAGCGUAAUAGCUGUGUGUGUGUGUGUGUGUGUGUGUGUGUGUGUGUGUGUGUGUGUGUGUGUGUGUGUGUGUGUGUGUGUGUGUGUGUGUGUGUGUGUGUGUGUGUGUGUGUGUGUGUGUGUGUGUGUGUUGGGUUGGGGGGUGUGUGGGUGUGUGUGUGUGUGUGUGUGUGUGUGUGUGUGUGUGUGUGUGUGUGUGUCACAAUAUUCUAAAGUAAGACUGGUGAAAUAGCUUGUGAUGCAUCGGCCACUGAGGCCUGUAGACAAAGUUAGUUUUCUGACCAAGUGGGCAGAAGCAGGCAAGCGUGUGUGUGUACGUGUGGAUCUGUCUUCCUGUCUUUUGCAUGUCCACCCGUGUCUCUGUGUGCAUGAUUGUAUUCACGUUUAAUCUCGGGCUGUUUCGAGCUCUUUCUCAGCCGUCGCCCACAAGUUGUCUGAAGAAAUUUUGAUGAUAUCAAUGAAAUCAAAUCAUUUGACAUAUUGAAAACUUCCCUCUUCAAAAGGCUUCUGAUGACUGUUGACUGUUUUCAUCCGUGGUGUUCAGAGUCCUACAGUACAAAAAUGCACAGACACCUUUAAGGUGUGAUACAUAGAGAAGAGGGCUUAGCUACUUUUAAAGCUGUCAUAAAUUCCAGAUGUUUAUUUUACCGGAUUGCAUCACGUCCCACUUGCUGUUUCUUUUUAAACCUAAGUAUUGAGUUACUGAUUUAGUAUCUCAGUUUAAGCUGAUGUUCUGGGAUUGAUGCACUCUUACUGUAUGGCACUUUGAUAUACGAUUCCUUUUUAAUUUUAUUUUUAUUUUUUUAACAGUCAUACAUUUUCAGUUUCAGUACAUUUCAGCCACUUAAAUCUGUCAUUACGUCCAUUGGCACUAGAGGGCACCUCUCUUCUGUUGUGGCACAUUUUCAGGGUCAUUUCUAACAGGAACAAAAUUAAAAUCUUCUCUUUCAUUUUAAAUGUAUUUUACUGCCUGUGUAAUGCUACAUUUCUGUACAUCAGCAAUACUUUGGAGCCCUUUAUGUCAACACUGUCUUGUCAAAGAAGUAUGAUGCUCUUACGGCUGCAGUUACACAUUUAUUGUCAGAUCAGAUGGAUGCACCCAAAUCCAAAACAUUUGACCACCUAAAAGAGUUGCGCCAAAUACUACACAGACCCUGGGCUGUGUAGUUAUGUUUUUUUCUUAGGUUUUGUUUGGUUUUUGCACCGUUGAUUAACUUCCAUCUGGGUGCUCGGUCUAGUUGUAUUUCUUUUUUUUUCUCCAAGUUGCUGCAAGUUUUAAUCCUACAUGGGAUGAACAGUAAGAUAUCUAGUUGAUUCUUGUGUAUCCAAGAAGAAAUGACUAGAUCAUAUUUUUUUCUCUCCAGUCUGUCACCUUUAAGGCUGUCAUAUUUAAUAUUUUCUUGCCAAAAAAGGCAGUGAAACAUACUACCACACUUUGUGUAUUUUCUCACUUUUUUUGUAUACAUAUCACCUUUUUUGGGGGUGAAAAGAAAAAUCAAUUAAUCUUUUUUCAGCUAAUUUAAAAAUGUUAAAGAGGAUUUCAUGUGUAUAUUUUUAGUUUGCAGUUUAAAAAAAAAUAUUUUUCAUAUUAGAAAUGCACACACCUCUUGGCUGCAGUAAAUCUACACAUGUAUGCGAUUUACGCAAUGUGACCCCACUUAACAUUGAUUGAUAUACUGUACUGUACAGUUAGUCAGAUCAUGCCUUGGUUUUAUUGUUGUAAAAACCUUUACUACAACGUAAUACAGUUUAUAAGGUCAUUUAUUGGUUCAGAAGCACUUAAUAGCUGAGUGGUUGUUUGAAUAACCCUCUUAAUUUAGAGGUUUGUGGAGGCGGAGUCUAUCUGAAGAAUGCCUAAAGGUUCUGUCAACUCCUCUACUUUUCUAAUGGACGGUAACAGAUGUUGUUUCGGGCUUCCCCAUAUCGACUUCAGCUUGUCCUCAUUUGCAUUUUAUCAUCAACAUUGUACAUGUUUUGGUGGAGAAGACGUUUUAUUAAAAUCAAUAUAUUUUGGGGAAAUUUACAUCUUUCAUUGUAGCCGAUUCUCCAUCUCCACCUGCCAUGCCUCUUGUUGUUUGUAUGCCAUAUGUUUUGCACAUUGUGUACAUAUUUCUAUAGAUGUAAUGCAUAUUUUUCUACAUGUGUAACAUCCAUGGGUUCUUUAUUUUGUAAAUACUCCAAAAGAUGUAUAUGAGUACUGUAUGCCUUUAUGUGUCAAUAAAAUUUGUUGUACUGUGAAUGCCUCUGUUAGAGUUAA
Messenger RNA from Etheostoma spectabile (orangethroat darter), 7606 nucleotides. RefSeq names its product myocardin related transcription factor Ba (gene mrtfba). Lineage: Eukaryota; Metazoa; Chordata; Actinopteri; Perciformes; Percidae. The record is from RefSeq and is a predicted model, not a curated record. The transcript has 19 exons. Bases 405 to 3749 code for a protein of 1114 amino acids. Gene Ontology annotation, molecular function: transcription coactivator activity. Gene Ontology annotation, cellular component: nucleus. Gene Ontology annotation, biological process: positive regulation of transcription by RNA polymerase II; smooth muscle cell differentiation.